AUGGAUGGACCCUGCUUGUGCUCUUACAGAAAGCAACCGCUCAAGGAGCAAAAGUUCUACAUCGUAGAGGUGGAGGGCUUGCAAGGCUGGUCCUUUCGCGACCUGCUCUUCGCACUGGGAACGGCGAUCCCAAUCGGGUACGUGGCCUUUCCGGAAAAUGAGGUGAUGCUGCUGCCACCCAUGGACUAUGUUUUCGGAGGUAUGGAGAGCUUGAUCUGCUUGGCGGAGGACUCAUCCACCCUUCCGCGGUCAGUCGCGGCAGGCACCCACUACGAAGUUGCGCGGAAGCGCUCGAAGGCCUCGAAGAGCAUGAAACACAGAGGUUCGAUGGUCCAGGUGACGAGGCAGCAUGAAGCACUGGUGAUUGUUUUCGGCUGGAACGAAGCGAUUGGCUCCAUGCUGCACGAAGUAGACCUGGCAGUUGGACCCAAGUCCGACGUGAUCGUGUACUCCCCCCAAGAUAUCGGGCAUCGUGAGGAGUACCUGGAGGCUUCGCAGGUUCGACGAAACUGCCGGUUCCAGAACAUCACUGUGAAGCACAAGCAGGGAUUGCUGGGGGCGCGCUACAAGCUGGAGCAGCUGGCCCUGGAAGAAGCUGAGAAGAUCUUCAUUCUCGCCGACAGCUCGGCCCGAUCUGACGAAGCUGCAGACUGCGACACGGUGGCCACAUUGCUGCAAGUGCGAGACAUCUUCCGCGAGCGAGGGAAGCACCACCCCGACCUGGUAAUCAUGCCGCAAGUUCUGGGAAAACGCGCAGAGCACAAUUGCUGGAAGAGCGGCCUGAUCGACUACAUCAACUCCAACCGGCUCUCUUGCCAGGUCUUGGCUCAGGUUUGCCAAAGUCCCGAAAUUUGCAACCUUUUUGCAGAGCUCCUCCUCGGUGACACGGCCAGGAUCUGCAUCCGGCAUCUGUCCGACUAUGUCUGCGAUGUGGUCGAUGAGGAUGACCAUGAGGGCAGGCAGAUCAACUUCAGCGAAGUGCUUGCAGCGGUGUCCAAAGCUGGGGAGGUGGCCAUCGGCUGGUCCAGGUCAGCAGAAGAGCUUGAGAUGAAAGAAGUG
Molecule: messenger RNA, 1059 nt
Organism: Symbiodinium natans
Lineage: Eukaryota; Dinophyceae; Suessiales; Symbiodiniaceae
Source: the annotation of a GenBank genome assembly